GUUGGGAACUUUUGUUGACGGAUGGGCAGUUGAUCUACAUUAUUACAGACGUUGCUCUUUCGUCCUUGUGAAAAUGGAAAGGACGUUGCAAAUCAAACAAUGCAGCUAGUAAAUGUGUCGUAGAUCUGCCACCCAUUGCAACAAUUGUAUUACUUCAUCAAAUGGCACAGCUCUGUUACGUUUCCGUUGAAGCAUGAACUGGCUCCAGUUCCUGUCACAUUUUGAACAACAUCAUUCAAAUGUGACAGUCCGGCAAGGAGAAAAGCAGCACUAAAUGUCUUCCUCGAACCUUACGAGCGACAUGUUACGACCACGAAAGAAGCCCAAGCUUGAUAGCCCCCCAGAAGAGCCCGAUGUUGCACGACUUUUACAAAAGCUUGCUCUCUAUCGAGAAGUGCAAGAACGCCUCAAUGUAUUGUCUUGUCACUCACCCACAACCCUCCGCCGUCUCUCUGCGUACCUUCGAUAUGAUCUCGAGCGACUGGACUUAAACUUGAGCCGCUCCAAGAAGAUGCAUGACACUCUGGACUUGCUAUUUACAGUGACGAGGGCACUGGCUUGUACGAGAGUUUACGAAGAGGAUGUCGCGGAAGUUGGGAAGCAGAAGGCAGAAGUGAGGGCCACAAGUGGGAUGAUGCUACACAUGUUGGAAGUGAAACACGAUAUCGGCGUGCAAACGGGUGCCUUGCGAAUAUUAGCCAACUUAAUCAACCCGUCCAAAAGCCUCAAAAUCCGAAACCCUGCAUACGGGACACCGGAGAUGGCUGCGUUGAUGGGGAAAUGGAUCUCCCGCGAUAAAAAUGGUCGUCUGGUAAAGAUGCUGGUCGCGACAGUUGGGCUGGAUGCGAGAGAAUGUCGGUUUUACGCUUUAAAAUGUCUAGUAGGACUUGCAAAGUUCUUUGACCAGGAACUAAUUGUCGCGCUGGAAGAUGUCAAUCUUCGACCUUUCUUAACGGUAUUAGAAGAGGUCGGAUGCCAAACUGCAACAGAGAAAACAUCCGAUAGUUUGUUGGGCAGGAUCGACGAUGUUUACGUCCUCUGUAUGACUCUGGUGAGCGAGCUGCUACAGAAGGGAUGGUCGCAAUUCUUUGCUUCCCUCGAUCCAGCUUUCAUCCCCGGGCUCCUCAAGGCCGUGCGCUCCGUGGCCCCUUCCUCUGUUCCCGAUCUCAACCCUGAUGAUGAAAGCAGUGUGCCGGGCAUUGUUGAGACGCCAGACUCAACUAUCAAGUUUUUACAGCACGCUAUAAAAACCCUCCAUCUGAUUUGUAAAAGACAGCCGGAGAUGUCUCUAGACCUGCUUGACCUCGACGAUGUUCACUCUCUCAUACUCAUAAAUAAAUCGCUUGCAUAUAUACAACGCUCUCUUCCAUCGAAUGCGAAGGCGUCGCUCGGAACCCUUGAAACAUUACGAAGCCUUGUUCAGGUUAACCUCCUUAUUUCUCGACGUCGAACAAAACCCUGCUUAAACAUAAUGGCCGAGUUUCGGUCCGAAAUGAUCAAAGUGGCAAUAGGUUUUGGUAUGAUUCUGGCGAGAACGAAUCAUGUUUCGAUCCUCCGCACAUCCCUCCUCCAACCGAUUCUCGAGUUAUUUCUUUGUAACCUUCCUCAAUGUCCAAGGACGCUUCAAACAGCCAUUGACGCACAAUUGCCAUUGAUGCUUGUCAAAUGGUGGAAUGCGAUGUCGAAGCCGCAGUAUUUGGAGAGCCCACACGGAGCGAAAGUUACCUCGAAACUCAAGGGCAGCAUCCUGAAAGUUUUGACGUAUGUCUUGAACGAUGCGAAUGGGUUGCAGACUUACUCCAAAAUGGACAAAGAGGUUGUGAUUGAAUUUCACCGGAAUCUCAGUCUGAACGUGCGACGACUCCUCUCGGGAACGGAACAACAACAGGAAGAUACCACUGAAGCAGAGUCGGACCCAGAUACAAUAGACAUAUAUCCAUCAAUAGGUGUUCGCUCUCUCCGGUUAUUCUCGGUCCUAUUCAUCAAUAAGUUGUGCCGGCUGUUAUUGACAGAUCAAGGAGUUCUGGCAGAUUUCAUUGAUGGUGCAUAUAUACCCAAUAUUCUGGGCCUGCGGAAGAGUGGUUGGAGCGAUCGAAGUGAGGUCACCCGGUUGUUGUUUACCGUUCUGGAACGUGCUGCAACGGAUUCGAAUGUGCGAUUCAAAAUGCGGGAUGGAGAGUUCUGGAGUAGGGACGAGGGUGGCGGACCAGCGACGGAACGACGAUCAUCUUUCACUCUAAUACACUUCCUGCUAAUACUAGUUGUCGCUGCUGGUGGGUUGCUUUACCGCGCCGACCACUCCGAUUCUAAUCGAACCCCUAAACCACUUGAUACGAACAUCCCUCACAUCUUGCAGCGCGCUAUGGUUUUCCUUUCGGAUAACUACGGUCUUGAUACCUCUGUGAGCAUGAUACUCUGCAACUGUCCUUUGGUAACUUUUGACAAACUGGUGGAUCUUAUUCCCGCUGAGUGGGUGCAAAGACGACAAAGUGGUGAUUUCAUCAGCGUUUUGCCAGUCGUGUUGUGGGUAAUCGAGAGGAGCGGUGCAGCGUCUCAACCGGCACCACCCGAGCUUGAGCUAGAACUCGAUCCGCAUAAUGGCAGCUCGAGCGAACACGUCUUGGUGACAUCGCUCUAUGAAUCUGCGGCGCAUUUUCUUGAAACCCUUUUAAAUACUCCUAACUGCCGCUCCCAGCUUCUCACGCCUCCCACACUUCACGUUCUUUCCUCAUCCCUUGCCAAUCACCCCAUCCCAUCACUACUUCGGAUACUCUCGCGCCUUUUAAUAUCAGAGGAGUCGCUGGAGCCGCUGGUCACGACGUUCGGCACGUCAUCAGCGCUUGAACCCCUCCUGGAGAGGGACGACAUUCUGAUUGCGAUUCAAGCGUCUAUGAGAUCGCAAAAGGGUGUAGUGCGCCGCUUGCUAAAGUUCUGGGCAUAUUUUGCUGACGAUUUCGACAUGCGCCUGACGGUGGCAGUGGCGAUAGGAUGGUGGAUGGGUGAGCGGUUGAUAUUCUGCGUGGUGGAGGAAGACACGGAGGUUGGGCGGCAGGUUGCGAGGGAAAUUUUGGAACGCUUCUUUGAGACGAUGUUGGAUUGCCAUGCGAAGGAAGAUGAUGCAGUGACGAGUCGAAGUCGCGUGGGUAAGGUUUUAAAGUACCUGGGAUGGGCGUUGCGCCAAAGGGGCCGGAAUCCGCUUCGCAGCUGGAUUAAAGGCGUUGAGGUGUCCUGGCCUCGCAUAAGUACCAUGCAGCAGAUGCUUCAAUAUGGCGAUUCUGUCUCUGUUUUUCAUGGUGACGACGACGAUGUGGUAACAUGGAACCUGCCCGAUGAUCCCACCGCAUGCGGACCUCUGACAUUUUCGCGAAAGACGCUUUCAACGCUCUCUGCACCUCUUCAAGUUCUCCUCUACGGAUCCUACAAGGAGACCAUUGAAAAAGUAGUUACGAUCCGCGAUGUGAAGUAUCCAGUAUGGAAGCUAUUUUUGGCAUACUGUGAAGUGAUUUCCAAUAGGGUUCCGGAGAGAUACACCCCAGUGGAUAUUGGAUUGUGUGAUACAGAAAUGCUUGAAACCCUACUGUCCUUGUAUCAAUUGGCAGACAAGUUCUUAGUCGACGACCUGCGACAAGUGUGCCAAGAGGUGUGCGUUUUCUGGUGCCGUGCUGCUGUUGAAAAGGGGGAUGCGGAGAUUGUCGGACGUCUUUGGCAAUGGAUAAGGAUGAUUGACUUUGGGGAAGAGGAAUGGCGAACCAGGAUGGAAAAAAUCAGUUUCUGGGGCUUGUGUUGCUGUGCUGGAGAAGUUGGACGAGGACAAGGAUGAACAUUGUAAAUAGAACACGUAGCUAAGCUUUUAGCCACACUACACGACAUUCCAAUCCAGCACCAGGACUUCAGAUCCGAUUCAAUCCAGGCCCUGCAAGUUGAUCGAUUGCUUG
Spizellomyces punctatus DAOM BR117 is the source of this 3935-nucleotide messenger RNA. RefSeq lists its product as uncharacterized. The transcript has a single exon. The record is from RefSeq and is a predicted model, not a curated record. The coding region runs from base 275 to 3820 and encodes 1181 amino acids. Lineage: Eukaryota; Fungi; Chytridiomycota; Chytridiomycetes; Spizellomycetales; Spizellomycetaceae.